Caenorhabditis sp. 36 PRJEB53466 is the source of this 692-nucleotide messenger RNA. Lineage: Eukaryota; Metazoa; Nematoda; Chromadorea; Rhabditida; Rhabditidae. The record is from the annotation of a GenBank genome assembly.
AUGGAUAGAAUUGUUUUUGUUCACAAGGUGAUUGUGGUGAAGCUCAAAACUUUGUUCAGAAGAGUUAUGGUUAGGCAACGUUCCCAACAUUUUGAAAUCAAAAGUUGUCCUAAAAAUCUCGACAUUUUUUGCAAUUAUGUACUCCUCUGUCUUUUUUGACCCAAAGCAAGUGAAUAUUGUCUGUUAAAGAAGCUCAUGUCCAAUGAACUUGCACAAAAAAUCUCCAAGCGCUUCAAAUUCCUAUUCUAGGCUGUGGAGAACAUGUGUACAAGUAUUCUAGGACGUCAUGUGAUUUGUGAUGCUAUCAUCAGAGUCACAAUGUUUUACCUGGACCACACGCCUACGGAAAGUGUGAGAACCUUUUUCAUCUCAACGGCAGUUGUGAGAAAACGUUGUUUACAGGUGUGUAAGAGGUUUUUCUUCUGUUCGAACCACGGCUUUUUCGAUUGGUGGCAUACGAAGGUUGAUUUCCCCGAAGGAUCACAAAAUUCAACUAUUUGGAAGGUAUUUCGGGAGUAUGGUGUUCAGGGACUGUAGAAAAUUUCAGAUUUUGAACUCGAGAGACAAAGUACUGGAUUCUAACAAAGCUUGGGAAACAUCUGUUAAAUCACUGUUGGUGAGCCAAAGUUCUGCUAUAGAAUUGGAAGAUUUACCUGAAGGAGCAGUAUAUGAAAUUGUCCAGUUUGUACUGA